UCUUUAUCCCCUGUGAACGUGAUUCCUCCCUCACACCCGCCAAAACCUUUUCCCCUUCUUAUUCACUCCCAACAAACCGACAGAUUCACAUCUUCUCCAACUGUUUCUGCAACCUCAUCUUCUCAAAACCCCAGAUCUGAUUGAUUCCACAUUUCAACUUAUCAUCAUCAUCUGAUUCUGAUGGCUAAUCGUCACGAUCCCAAUCCAUUCGAUGAAGAAGAAAUCAAUCCUUUUGCGAAUCAAGGGAACGGAUUCGGUCAAUCAAACUAUGGUGGGGGCGCAUUUUAUAUGCCGGCUCAUGGCAGUGUUCCUCCUGCAACAUCAAGACUAUCACCGCUUCCCCCAGAACCUGCUGGCUAUGACCGUGGUGCAACAAUCGAUAUCCCUCUUGACGAUUUCAGAACCAAAGAGAAAGAACUCAAAGCUAAAGAGGCUGAACUCAAAAGGAGGGAACAGGAACUGAAGAGGAAAGAGGAUGCUAUUGCACGAUCUGGGAUUGUUCUUGAGGAAAAAAAUUGGCCUGCAUUUUUCCCUAUUAUACACCAUGACAUUACAAAUGAAAUCCCUAUUCAUCUACAGAAAAUACAAUAUGUUGCAUUCACAACCUUUCUAGGUAUUGUUGUGUGCCUUGUUUGGAAUCUUGUAGCAGUGACCACUGCUUGGAUAAAAGGAGAAGGCCCGACAAUUUGGUUUCUUGCGGUUAUUUAUUUAAUAUCAGGAGUCCCAGGUGCUUAUGUCAUGUGGUAUCGCCCUUUAUAUCGCGCUAUGAGAACUGAUAGUGCUCUGAAGUUUGGAUGGUUUUUCUUGGCUUACAUGUUUCACAUCGCGUUUUGUGUGUUUGCCGCUGUUGCUCCCCCGAUUAUCUUCAAGGGAAAAUCUCUCACUGGAAUUUUACCCGCUCUUGAUGUGUUAACUUCCAAUGCUUUUGUUGGGAUCUUCUACUUCAUUGGAUUUGCAUUCUUUGCUCUUGAAUCAGUGAUGAGCAUUUGGGUUAUUCAGCAAGUUUACAUGUAUUUUCGGGGCAGCGGGAAGGCUGCAGAGAUGAAACACGAGGCUGCAAAAUCGACUGUGAUGUCAGCAUUCUGACGUGGCAUUAAUGGAUAUUGUAAACGAUACGUCAUCAAGAGGGCUUAAACUAGGUACAGAGCGCGGCUUUUUUUCAUGAUUCUUUUUGCACAAUAGGAACAAUGACUGCUUCAUUUGAUAGUAAAUUUCAGUGUCAUGGAAUAUAAUAGGAAUUUGAGUCAACAGUAUUUUGUUUUUGUUUGAAACCUAUAAUGUAAUACUGAUGUAAUAUUUUAUGUUUUUUAAGUAAAAACGAAAUAAAGAUUUGAAUUAUAUUUGGUAAA
Molecule: messenger RNA, 1349 nt
Organism: Helianthus annuus (common sunflower)
Lineage: Eukaryota; Viridiplantae; Streptophyta; Magnoliopsida; Asterales; Asteraceae
Product: secretory carrier-associated membrane protein 1
Exons: 13
Coding region: 181-1086 (301 amino acids)
Biological process (GO): protein transport
Cellular component (GO): trans-Golgi network membrane; recycling endosome membrane
Source: RefSeq, a predicted model, not a curated record